UGCAGCCUUGAUCGAGCACACAGGGGGAUCUAGCUACUCGUACAGCGAGCGAUUGGCAUGGACAUGCUUACAAUAAUAAAACUUAACACCGAGCAUGCCAUUUUGUUAUCAACUUGUAUAACGCGAAAUGUGUUUUGAAGCUGAUUGAAGUAUAUAUAUAUUUUUUACAUUUUGGAGCCUCAUACCGGGUUUUGACAUUUGGAGGCCCUUCGCUCUUCGGCAGACCCACUCAGACCCAGAUAAUGGGCACAACCUGGGCAGGAGCGGCCGACCGAGGAUGCCACUCUGCUGCACUGUGACCAGCCAUGUUCUCGUCCAAGGCUUUUCCCAGAAGGGGCUCCCCUCCCCCGACACUGUGCUUACAUAGGUCAGGAAUACAACUACAUCAUACAAAAGGAACGAUGGUAUGGACUUGUCUGAACUAUGGCACACCUGCAGGAUAAAGGUGAGGUCCCCCGACAUCUGAUACCAAAAGGAAAACCAAGAUCAAGUAGAUCCAUAUUUUAUAAGGACAAAACAAGUCAAUGAACAACUGAUGGUUUAGCGUCCACACUUUCACUAUGUUGACGAGGUUGCACCAUGGCUGCUGAUUCCUGUAGACUAGUAGACUCUCCGGUGCAGCACUGAGCCCAGUGACCCUAACCCAUGAUGCAGCGUAACGGUGGCGGGGUGGGGGCUGGUGGACAGCCGUGGGUGCUGCGGCGCGUGCGCCUCACCUGGCUCAGCUUCAUGCUCUUCUUCAUCCUGGUCUUCUUCCCGCUCAUCGCCCACUACUACCUCACCACCAUCGACGAUGCGGGCGGCCCCGACAAGCGCAUCUUCGGCCCUCGGCCCGGCGGUGAGCUGUGCGAAGCCAAGCACGUGCAGGACCUGUGCCGCAUCCGCGAGUCGGUCAGCGAGGAGCUGCUACAGCUGGAGGCCAAGCGGCAGGAGCUGAACGGGGAGAUCGUCCGGCUCAACCUGCGUAUCGAAGCGUGCAAGCGUAGCAUCGACAGUGCCAAGCAGGACCUGCUGCAGUUGAAGAACGUCAUCAGCCAGACGGAGCACUCAUACAAGGAGCUGAUGGCCCAGAACCAGCCCAAGCUCUCGCUUCCUGUGAGGUUAUUACCUGACAAGGACGACCCAGGACUACCCCCGCCCAAGUCUGCCCACGUCUGCCGCCUGCGCUCCUGCUUCGACUACGCCCGCUGCCCGUUGACCUCGGGCUUCCCUGUGUACGUCUACGACACGGCCUCCUACCCCUGGGGUGAGUCCCUGGACCCGCUGGUCAGGCAGGCCUUCGCCACCUCGGUGAAGAGCAGCAUCUACGUGACGGACAACCCCAGCAUCGCCUGUCUGUAUGUGGUGCUGGUGGGGGAGCUGCAGGAGUCUCCUUCCUCCCCCCUCCCGGCCCCCUCAGCGCUGGAGAAGCAGCUGAAGGCUCUGCCGUACUGGAGGUCUGACGGACACAACCAUCUCCUGGUCCACCUUUCCAGGAAGUCCAUGACGCAGAACUUCCUGUACAAUGUGAGCACGGGCCGGGCGGCAGUGGCCCAGUCCACCUUUCUUGAGCAGCAGUACCGCGAGGGCUUCGACCUGGUGGUGUCCCCACUGGUCCACGCCCUCUCUGAGCCCAACUUCCUGGAGGUGCCGCCCCAGGUGCCUGUCAAGAGGAAGUACCUGUUUACCUUCCAGGGCGAGAGGGUGGAGUCUCUGAGGAGCAGCCUGCAGGAGGGGCCGCCCCAGUCCUUUGAGGAGGAGAUGGAGGGAGACCCGCCAGCCGACUACGACGAUCGCAUCAUCGGAACGCUUAAGGCAGUGCAGGACAGCCACCUGGACCAGGUGCUGGUGGAGUUCACCUGUAAGAGCCCGCAGCCGAGCCUGCCCACAGAGUGGGCCCUGUGUGGGGAGAGGGAGGAGCGGCUAGAGGUCCUUAAGGCCUCCACCUUUGCCUUGGUCAUCUCCCCCGGGGACGGUCAACUGAUAGCCUCAGCGGGCAACGGCAUGAGGCUGUUUGAGGCCCUGGAGGUGGGGGCCAUCCCUGUGGUACUGGGGGACCAUGUCAGGCUGCCCUACCAUCAGCUGGUCCACUGGAGCGAGGCGGCCAUUAUGGUGCCCAAGCCCCGCAUCACCGAGCUGCACUUCCUGCUACGCAGCCUAUCAGACAAUGACCUGCUGGCCAUGCGGCGGCAGGGCCGCUUCCUGUGGGAAACCUACUUCUCUACCUCAGAGAACGUCCUGGGCACAAUUCUGGCUAGCGUCCGGACCCGCAUCCAGGUGCCCCCCGCGCCCAUCCACGAGGAGCCCGCCCAGGAGAUCCCCCACAAGGCGGGCAAGAUGGCGGGCACGGACGCUAACCUGGCCGACAAUGGCGACCUGGACCUGGGUCCCGUGGAGACGGAGCCACCCUACGCCUCACCACGCUUCCUUCGCAACUUCACCUACACAGCAUCUGACACCUACCAGACCUGGAACCGCGCCCCGGGGCCUUUCCACCUCUUCCCUCACACGCCUCUGGACCCGGUGCUGCCCUCGGAGGCCAAGUUCCUGGGUUCGGGCACGGGCUUCCGCCCCAUUGGCAGUGGCACGGGGGGCUCGGGGAAGGAGUUUCAGGCAGCGCUGGGUGGGAACGUGCCCCGGGAGCAGUUCACCGUGGUCAUGCUGACCUACGAGAGGGAGGAGGUUCUGAUGAACUCCCUGGAGAGGCUCAACGGGCUGCCUUACCUCAACAAAGUGGUGGUGGUGUGGAACUCCCCCAAGCCUCCUUCAGACGACCUGCUGUGGCCAGACAUCGGCCUGCCCAUCGUGGUGGUGCGCACGGAGAAGAACAGCCUCAACAACCGCUUCCUGCCCUGGGACGUCGUGGAGACGGAAGCCAUCUUGUCCAUCGACGACGACGCCCACCUCCGCCACGACGAGAUCAUGUUUGGGUUCAGAGUGUGGAGGGAGGCCAGGGACCGCAUCGUGGGCUUCCCCGGGAGGUUCCAUGCRUGGGACGUCAACCACCAGUCCUGGCUCUACAACUCUAACUACUCCUGUGAACUGUCCAUGGUGCUGACGGGCGCCGCCUUCUUUCACAAGUACUAUGCGUACCUGUACUCGUACGUGAUGCCCCAGGCCAUCCGCGACAUGGUGGAUGAGUACAUCAACUGUGAGGACAUCGCCAUGAACUUCCUGGUGUCGCAUAUKACCCGCAAGCCCCCUAUCAAGGUGACGUCUCGUUGGACCUUCCGCUGCCCCGGCUGCCCUCAGGCCCUGUCGCACGACGACUCUCACUUCCACGAGCGCCACAAGUGCAUCAACUUUUUUGUCAAGGUGUACGGCUACAUGCCCUUACUCUACACGCAGUUCCGCGUGGACUCUGUGCUCUUCAAAACGCGCCUACCCCACGACAAGACUAAGUGCUUCAAGUUCAUCUAGCCCAGGGCUAGGCCCAGCUAAGAACGUUGGGCAGAACGGAGCUAGAGAGUGAGGAACUCAGGCAGGACGGAAGAGAGAGCAGAGAGGACUGGUUGUGAGAAAGAGGGAGGUUUUGGGAUGAGGGCUUAAACCCAGGAAUGGAUCUUGGAUGAAUGACACAGACCACACCUUCACUGGAACCUKUGAUAGGCUGGAAGCUGAGAAGAACCUCUGCCAAUCAAGAAGCCUUUUCAUUUUUUAACGUAAUUGUAUUCUUCAUCAUGUCGUUCAUGUGUGUUACAUCAUCAACUACUACACAGAUUUCAUUUAGCUUGUUAUGGGCCUGCAGAGAGAAAGAGGAGAGGACGCUGGCAACACUGCCUGUCCAAGGACAGUGACUUAACUUGACUCUGCGAGACAAACUCAAACUGCCAUUGUAAACGGACUGGUUUUAAACUGACACAGGGAGAGAAUGAGACAGUGGACUGUCACGUGGGCCAGCCCUGAGCUCCUGAAUUGCUAGCUAGACAACGGACUGGUUUUAAACUGCCACAGGGUGGA
Messenger RNA from Salvelinus sp. IW2-2015, 3939 nucleotides. Its product is annotated as exostosin-like 3. NCBI's taxonomy places the organism in Eukaryota, Metazoa, Chordata, Actinopteri, Salmoniformes, Salmonidae. The record is from RefSeq and is a predicted model, not a curated record. Gene Ontology annotation, molecular function: glycosyltransferase activity. Gene Ontology annotation, cellular component: membrane.